Medicago truncatula (barrel medic) is the source of this 847-nucleotide messenger RNA. Its product is annotated as transcription factor HY5-like. Gene Ontology annotation, cellular component: nucleus. The transcript has 4 exons. NCBI's taxonomy places the organism in Eukaryota, Viridiplantae, Streptophyta, Magnoliopsida, Fabales, Fabaceae. Gene Ontology annotation, molecular function: DNA-binding transcription factor activity, RNA polymerase II-specific. The record is from RefSeq and is a predicted model, not a curated record. The coding region runs from base 138 to 653 and encodes 171 amino acids. Gene Ontology annotation, biological process: positive regulation of transcription by RNA polymerase II; regulation of photomorphogenesis; response to far red light.
AGACAAUGUUUCAUCAUGAAAACAUUUCAACACAACCCAACAUUGCAAGUGCAUUAACAUGUUACACACACACACAUUUCUUUUUUGUUACUUGAAAUUUCUCUGAGGUAUCAUAAACAAAUCAUAGAAAACAAAACAUGUCUCUUUCAAGAGCCAAUGAUACUGAGAUGAAGGAAUCUGCAACAACAGGAGCACCUUCAUCUUCAUCUUCUUCAUGGAAUAGGUUACCUCCUAUGCCUCCAAAUAGAUUUGAAGAUAGCGAUGAAGAUCUAUUUGAAGUUCCGGAUGUGGAAGGUACACAAUGUCAAAGUGUCCAUUCUGAGUUAACAAAUCAAAAUAGUAACCACAAUCAAAGCAAUGUAACUGAUGCUCAACUUCAAGCUGGCUUCCCCGGAAAGCGCCGCCGCGGAAGAAACCCGGCAGACAAGGAACAUAGACGUCUCAAAAGGUUGCUAAGGAAUAGGGUCUCGGCCCAACAAGCCCGUGAAAGAAAAAAACUGUACGUGAAUGACUUAGAAUCAAGAGCUAAAGAGUUUGAAGAUAAGAACUCCAAUUUAGAAGAACGUAUCUCAACUUUGACCAAUGAAAACACCAUGCUCCGAAAGGUUCUUAUGAACACUAGACCCAAAGUUGAUGAGAGCAAUGAAGGUUAGACAGGGAUAUAAGGUUCUUCUAAAUUAGGGCAUUGUUUAUGAGGUAGUAUUAUAUACCUCACUCACAUGUGUACCACUAUUACUUAUUUAUAAAAUUGUGUAAUUCAUUAUGAACACUAGUAUUAUUUCCCAAAAAAAACUGAUAGUUUACAUUUUUACUUUUAAAUUGUGUAAUUCAUCAAUUAUAUUUAAAA